This is a messenger RNA of Ornithorhynchus anatinus (platypus), 807 nucleotides long. It is a transcript of the gene RITA1, whose product is annotated as RBPJ interacting and tubulin associated 1. The transcript has 2 exons. Gene Ontology annotation, cellular component: cytoplasm; nucleus. Gene Ontology annotation, biological process: negative regulation of Notch signaling pathway; nuclear export; Notch signaling pathway. NCBI's taxonomy places the organism in Eukaryota, Metazoa, Chordata, Mammalia, Monotremata, Ornithorhynchidae. The record is from RefSeq and is a predicted model, not a curated record. Gene Ontology annotation, molecular function: tubulin binding. The annotation marks the transcript as partial.
GGUCUAAUCGGGGGAGACGGACGGACAGAAACGAUAGCGAUAAAUAGAGUCGAGGUUAGGGAGUGUUUAGGGGGCGGAGAGCGCUGCGCUAAGCGCUCGGGAGAGCUCGACGCGACCAGAGCCGGCGGGAGGCCGGGUGGAGGUGUCGGCCCGGGCCGAGCGGAGCGUCGGGGCGCGGCCCGGCCCGGCCCCACGAAGACGUCGUCGGAGCUGGCCGGCGGCGGCGUCCGGGCCCUCCGGCCCCGCCGCGAGGGCCGGGGCGGCGUCGGCGUCAGGUCCCGGCCGUCCUACGUGGACGAGACCCUGUUCGGCGGCCCCCGCGGGGCCCGCCCGCCGCCGCCCGAGUUCGACCCGCCGUGGGCGGAGCGGGCCCGGGCCGGGAAGGCCGCCGUGCGGACGCCCGCGCUCGACGGGGCCGGCCGGGGGUCGGGAGCCGCCCCGUGCCGGGCCGGCAGCCCCUCCUGCGCCCCCAGGAGAAAGGACAAGUACAGGCUCGUCGCCCACGCCCCGUCCUACUGCGACGAGACCCUCUUCGGACCCCGCCCGGAGGGCCCCGGCCGGGAGGCCCCGCGGAUGACCGGAGGGGCGGCCGCGAAGCUUCGGCCCCUCCUCCGGACCCCGCCCUCCGCCCCGCGCCCCAGGGAGCCCCCCCGUGCGGGCCGUCCACCCCGCGGGAACCCCCGGGGCCGGCCGGGCCGGGAAGGCCGAGGCGGGGGAGCGUCCGGUCCCCCACCCCUCUGCCCACCCCCGCCCGCCCCCCUCGCCCACGCGGGCGGCAACAUCCGCACGCCCGGCCCGCCGCCGUGA